AUGGCUCUUCUCAUUUCUUGUGGGGAAGUUUCCUCUUCCCAGCUCAUUGUACUUCGCUUGCUCAACCAAAGCCUUGAUUUUGUAAGCGAGAAUGUCUCCAGGAUCUUUGCUCCUAUUUUCACCAACCUAAGGGACUUCGAGAUGCGUCUAUCUUGUACUGAACGUCCUCAAUCAGAUUCUGUGUAUCAUUCUCACUCGUGUACCCAGAAUUGGUUUUCUGAUCAAAACGAUUAUGACGAAAAGAGAGACCCGGAAGCUAAUUUCAAUGCGCUGGAUUCAAUCUUGAAAAGCAGUUUGGAUCGUCUGGCUUCUUUGAGGGAGAGUGUAUGUAGGACAAAGAGAUUCAGAUACGAUGAAUCUAUAUCUAUGCACGCGUCUAUAAUGAGGGAUCUCUGUUUACAAGGGAAGCUAGACGCUGCUCUGUGGCUACGGAAGAAGUUGAUACAAGGUGGAUAUAUUCCAGGUUUGAUCACACACAAUCAUCUUUUGAAUGGGUUGUGUAAAUCAGGUAAUAUCGAGAAGGCGGAUGGGCUUGUUAGAGAGAUGUGGGAGAUGGGUCCUUCUCCCAACUGUGUCUCUUAUAACACCUUUGUCAAGGGUCUUUGCAGUGUUAACAAUGUAGAUAAAGCUCUCUAUCUCUUCAGUACAAUGAAUAAAUAUGGUGUUAAGCCGAAUAGAGUGACUUGCAACAUAAUCGUUCAUGCGCUUUGCCAGAAAGGUCUUAUGAGAAGCACAGAGCUUCUUGAAGAGAUCUUACAUAGUAGCCAGGCGAACGCACCAUUGGAUAUAGUCACAUGCACCAUUCUGAUGGAUAGUUGUUUUAAGAAUGGCAACGUGGUUCAAGCCCUUGGAGUUUGGAAGGAGAUGUCAGUGAAAAACGUCUCUGCUGAUUCGGUUGUGUACAAUGUCAUUAUUCGCGGUUUGUGUUCGAGUCAAAACACGGUAGCUGCUUAUGGGUUCAUGUGUGACAUGGUAAAGAGAGGAGUGGAUCCUGACGUUUUCACAUACAAUACCCUCAUAAGCGCUUUGUGCAAAGAGGGGAAGUUCGAUGAGGCAUGUGAUAUCCACGGUACCAUGCGAAGAGUUGGUGUCUCUCCUGAUCAGAUCUCAUACAAAGUUAUCAUUCAAGGUCUAUGUAUACACGGAGAUGUGUCCAGGGCGAACGAGUUCCUUUUAAGCAUGCUAAAGAGUUCUCUGCUUCCAGAGGUUCUGCUAUGGAACGUGGUCAUCGAUGGUUAUGGAAGAUAUGGAGAUACUAGCAGCGCUUUAUCUGUUCGAAAUCUGAUGCUUUCUUACGGUGUUAAACCGAAUAUCUACACAAACAAUGCCUUGAUCCAUGGGUAUGUGAAAGAGGGAAGAUUCAUUGAUGCAUGCAAGCUCAAAGAUCAAAUGCCAUCUACCAAAAUCUACCCGGAUACUACCACUUAUAAUCUGCUACUAGGUGCUGCUUGUACAAUGGGCUACUUGCGGUUGGCUUUUCAGUUGUACGAUGAAAUGCUGAAAGGAGGAUGUCGACCUGACAUGAUUACUUAUACUGAGCUGGUAAGAGGGCUGUGUUGGAAGGGUCGGCUGAAGGAGGCCGAGAAGCUUUUGUCGAGGAUGCAACUGUCUGGUAUAACAUUGGAUCAUGUUCCAUUUUGGAUACUUGAGAAGAAAUAUACCAGAUUGCGGAGACUAGACGAGGCGUAUUUAGUUAGACAAAAGUGGUUGAUGACGAGGAACGGAGGAGUCGCGUGUCCAGGCAAGUACAUCCUUUAA
Thlaspi arvense is the source of this 1758-nucleotide messenger RNA. The record is from the annotation of a GenBank genome assembly. NCBI's taxonomy places the organism in Eukaryota, Viridiplantae, Streptophyta, Magnoliopsida, Brassicales, Brassicaceae.